AUGGUGCCAAGCCAGGGUAGUGCUCCUAUCGGCACUGAAGUUACUUCUAGCAACAACAGCUUUUCCCUCACGAGUUUCAACUUGGAAGACGACCUAUUCGAACCUGAUUGGUCGUAUGUACCUGAUCUAUCGUCUAACUUGGUUGAUGGAUUUGUUGCCGAACAAGACGCUACUUCUAGCCUCAGAGGCAAUGAGUUACAACCUACGAAUGGUACCAUGAACCUUCCGGGGCAGUCGAUUCAUUUGGGCUCUUCGAUUCCCAUGGCUCUGGAAUAUAGGAGUUCAUCUUCGCUAUUUCAAAAGCGCGAUUUCCCCGAAACAGAGCUUGGACUUGCCAGCGACCUUGCCCUGCAUAUCCUGCGUUCCUACCCAUACAUGAUUGCCAACCAGGGCUCCGUUCCUCCAUUCAUUCACCCGCAAUAUCAAUCUCUAGACGAAGGCAACACGACACGCCCAAGCUCUCUCUAUGCUUCACUAAACCUCGUCAAGAUGCUUCUGCACGAUAGACGAGUAAACAAGAACCUGACGUGGGGGUUGAUCCGGAUCGAACAGGAGCGACUGCUAAACGAACAUCCUAGUUUUAGUCGGUGGGAGCUCCUGCAGGCUUUACAAUCUCUCGUUGUGUAUAUGCUCCUGAGGAUUAUAGAGGGACGCCACGAGUAUACCAACUUUGACAGCCAGCUUCUAGUUUCGAUGAAUGCACUCUGUAGAUGUCUCACCAUUAAGCAUGGCAAGCUCAUCAGCCCGGAGGAAAUUGCUGGUCGGGAGAUGCCUUGGAAGGACUGGGUGUUCAACGAAUCCCGUCGUCGAUAUCCGAGCACCGCGAGCACGGUAUUCGUCAUCACCCGUAUCCUCCACGCCCAGGUUUCGCCGCUAUCUGAAAACAUGCCGGAAUACUCCCACUCCCCCGCGCCAUCCCCUAUGAAGCUAUGGCAAGCCGAGAACGAGACUGAUUGGGCAGUCGACUAUACGGAAUACCAAUAUCAGAAUGCCGUGCACGGAAUGCUUAAAAUCAGCGAUCUUGUUCAGCUGAAGGAAAGAGCCGGCAAGCAGAACGAUAGGUGGUAUGCUUACGCCGACUCCCUCGGCCUCUUGGUGACAUUGGCGGCAGAUCUGAUCUGCUAG
Molecule: messenger RNA, 1125 nt
Organism: Clonostachys solani
Lineage: Eukaryota; Fungi; Ascomycota; Sordariomycetes; Hypocreales; Bionectriaceae
Source: the annotation of a GenBank genome assembly